Messenger RNA from Schistosoma intercalatum, 1269 nucleotides. NCBI's taxonomy places the organism in Eukaryota, Metazoa, Platyhelminthes, Trematoda, Strigeidida, Schistosomatidae. The record is from the annotation of a GenBank genome assembly.
AUGCAAAAGACAUAUCUCAUGGAAAUAACUAUGAUAAUUUUGAUCAAAUUUACUUCUGCCGAAUUAAAAGAUCAUAUAAUACUUUGGGAUGCAAGUAAUUGGAGGUUCAAAGAAAAUCAAAAUGAUAUUUAUGCUACUGAGGGUGACAAUCUAAUAUUUAUCUGUCCAAAAAAUCGAACAUUUUCUCAAAAUCUCUAUUGGACAGAUGAUCCACGUGUACAAUUAAAAUGUAAUAAAACAUUACCUAUUAAAGUUAUUAAACUUUUGGAUUGUUUUGGAAACAAGUCAGUUACGGAGUUCGUUCUUAAAGUUAGCCGUUUCCCAGAAAUCGCAUCACUACCAAGUUUUCAUUCAAAAAUUCCCGUUUAUUUCGUAGCUCAGUCUGUGAUAUGUCAACAGAAUAAUUUUCGUUUAAGCGUUAAACUAGUGUCUGGUAAUAAGACAGAUAUUACCAAUCACAUUGUUACUACUGAAGAAAUGCAGACAAAGAAACAUUCCAGAAAAUUUCAAUUAUUCUCAAAUACAUCAAUUUCUCCUCAAUUAAAAACAACACAAAUUCAUUAUCCUUUAAAUGAUUCAUCAAAUCUAUUCUGGAAUCAAGAAUAUAAUACAAAACAAAAAUUAAAUUGGAUUGAAUAUAAAAUUUUACUUUUACCAGCUACAUUAGCAUUUUUUACAUUAAUCAGUAUACAAAUUAUUUUAUGUGGAUUAUGGUUUUCUAAUUCAAUUACUCAAAAAUUAAUGAAAUGCUUUAAAAAACAUAAAUAUAAACAUCAUAAUCUACAAUUACAAACAAAUGACAUUUAUAAAAAUGAUCAAAUAGAUAAAGAUUUAAAUAGAUCACAUUCAAUUCAAUCAAAUGAUAAAACAAUUAAAUUACCGAUUCUUAAUUAUGAAACAAAAUCGAAUGUCAAUUUAUGUUGUCAAUCAAAACCUUCAUUACUCAUAAAUAAAUAUAAUUUGAAUAAUAUAGAAAAACAACAAAAUUCUAUCAAUUCUCAUUGGUUAAUACAUUUUAAUCAAUUUGAUAAUGAUAUAUCAUUCUAUAAAUUUAAUGAUCAACAAUCUGAACCAUAUGUAUUCAGAUCAAAUAAGCCAGAGAAAUUAUUAUUUAAUUUUCAAAAGAAUUUAAUUCAUCAAACUAUUCCAGAUACAUCAACUAUUCUAUGUAAUUGUAUCAGUCAAUCAAAUAAUAUGAAACUUAAACCAAAUCAAGAAUUAUUAAUUCCAGUAUCCAUUUACUUAAAUAAAAAUGUAAUGGAAGAUUGA